GUUUACUAGUUUGGCAGUCUAGCUGUGGUUCUUUCAGUGUGCUGGACAGAGUUUAUGACUAGAAGUUGGUCAGUUUGUAUUGGUCAGUUCUGCGACCCUUGCUGCCAUUGGAGUCAGCAUACAGGUUUUUAAAUCACCUGGUUCUAAUAGGGUUCAGAGGAAUAUAUCUGACUUUCACAGCAGCUUGAUGGAGGAUUUAGGGCUUCGAGACUAUCAGCUUGAAGUGGUUGAGCGGGCUGUGAGGGGGGAGAACAUCAUCAUCUGGCUGCCAACAGGAGGAGGAAAAACUCGCGCUGCUGUUUUCGUUGCUAAGAGACACCUGGACACCACACCCAAUGCCAAAGUGGCUGUCCUCGUUAAUAAGGUGCACCUAGUUGAUCAGCACUAUAAUAAUGAGUUUCGCACACCCCUGAACAAGUACAAAGUUGUGGCCAUCAGUGGUGACUCAGAGGAGAAGAACUUUUUUGGGUGCGUGGUCAGGGACUCGGACAUGGUCAUCUGCACAGCGCAGAUCCUCCAGAACGGCCUGAGCCACACUGAGGAGGAGAAACACGUAAAGCUCACAGAUUUCACACUGCUCAUCAUUGAUGAGUGCCACCACACGCAAAAGGAUAAUGUGUAUAAUAAGAUCAUGGGCCACUACCUCAAGCGCAAGAUCGAGGGCGAGAGACGACUACCCCAGAUCCUGGGCCUCACAGCAUCACCAGGGACAGGAGGUGGAAAGAUCCUCGACAACGCUGUAAAACAUGUACUACAGAUAUGUGCAAAUCUGGAUUCAGUGAUCGUCUCAACAGAGAACUACAAGCCUCAGCUGAAAAAGGUUGUCCCCAGGCCAGUGAAGAGAUACGAUAUUGCAGACAAAAGAUCUCAGGACCCCUUUGAGGAGCAUCUGAAGAGCUUGAUGUCAAUGAUCCAUGAGUUCAUGUCUGCGGAGGAGCUCAUCACAUUCCGGCAGUUUGGAACACAGGAGUACGAGGGUGAUGUGGUGCAGCUGGAGAAGAUUGGUGUGAUGAAAAAGAACAGACUGUUGUCUCAGUGUGCAAUCCACCUGCGAAAGUACAAUGAUGCCCUUCUCAUCAAUGACACCGUUCGCAUGGUGGAUGCUCUAAGAGUCCUUGAGGAGUUCUACAACUCCAAGGAAGGUUUUGCUCUGGAUGGAACGGAUUUGUUCCUGUCUGGACUAUUUGAAGAAAACCAUGCAGAGUUGAAGUUUCUGGCAGCUGACAAGCGUUUUGAGAACCCCAAGUUGGUCCGCCUCGAGCAGACCCUCCUAGAUCAGUUUAAAGCCCUCGAAGAGGAUAAGAGUGAUCAUAGCCCCCAAAGAGAAUCAAAACCCCCAAAGUGCAUCAUCUUCUCAAAGACGCGCCAGGGCACCCGCUGUCUCUUAGACUGGGUGUGUGCCAAUGCCAAGCUGAUGAACGCCAACAUCAGGGCUGCCAUGCUGGUCGGCGCAGGCACUGGCGAUACUCACAUGACCCAGAACAAGCAGAAAGACACCAUCUCCAUGUUCAGAGACAACGUCUACAACAUGCUCAUCUCCACCAGUGUCGCCGAGGAGGGUCUCGACAUCCCAGAGUGCAACAUGGUGGUCCGCUAUGGGCUGCUGACCAAUGAGAUUGCCCAGCAGCAGGCCCGGGGCCGAGCAAGAGCUCAGGACAGUGUGUACUCGGUGGUGGCAGCUGAGGGAAGCCGUGAGGUCCGCAGGGAGAUGAUCAACGAGUACCUUGAGGAGCUGACCAGCAAGGCUGUCGCAAAAGUGCAAUUCAUGGAGAAAGUGAACAAUCUGGAGUAUCGGCGCAAGAUAGAGGAGCUCCAGCAGGUUGCUGUGGUAUCUCGUGUGAUGGAACAGACGAGGGAUAAGGCCAAGCGUCGCUUCGCAGCCGACCAGGUACAGCUCUGCUGUCGGGAGUGCUUCACUCCGGUCGCCCACGGAAACGACGUCAGAGUCAUAGAGAACUCACAUCAUGUCAUUGUCAACAAAGCCUUUGAGAUGUACUACAAAGUGGGAGGACAAAUAAACUUUGGAAAGCAAUUUGAAGACUGGGAGCCUGGACGGAAGAUCUGCUGUGCUAAAUGUAGAAAGGACUGGGGAAUGGAGAUCAAGUUUAAGAAAGUGGCUGUUCUUCCCUGCAUACAAAUUAAGAGCUUCUCUAUCAAAACACCAGAGGACAGUGGUCUCAAGUCUCAUAAGAAGUGGAAAGAUGUGCCAUUUCCAGUGGAAGAGUUUAACUUUACAGAGUAUGUCAGUAGCUUAGGCUUUGACCUAGACUCAACCAGCUAAUGCUUUAACACCAUGUUUGCAGGAUUGGUGAUUUGCACAGCGGUAAAAUGUGUGGCGUAGUUUUUAUGAAAUGCUGAAAUAGGCCUAGUCUUUUCUGAAACCCAGCACCUUAUCAAAUGAACAUUACACUCUUUCUACAUCUUUAAAGUGAUUACCAUUUAUGCAGUUGUUAUAUAUAAGUGGUCUUCUUGUGGCUGCAGCUGCCACUCUGACCACUAGGUGUCUAUGUUAUGCUAUAUUUUAUUUUCAGCAGUUUCCUGUCCAUCCAGUAGACUAUGAGAUUGUACUGAUUGAAUGUCAGUUCGUCUAAGAUCAUGACUGUCAGCUCUGUUUCAUUUUAAGUAAGUAGUAUCUUAAGACAUGCUUCAAAAGCAGGAACUAGCCUAUUCAUUGAGAAUUUGUAUAUAUUAUCCUAAUGGAUUUUUACAUCCAAUGCAUUUUGCAUUAAUGCAUCAACAUUAUAAUAAUAAUAUCAAUAAUCAAUCAUGGGUAUAACAUAUGUUUUGAAAAGAUACUGGACAAAUAUCUUCCCGUCUGCAGUGUGACAAUUACUGUCUUUUUAUUUCAUGAAUUUAGAAAUGCCUCACUAUGUAAAAUCACUGAUCUAUGAGGUUUUCUCUUGAAGAAUAAUAUAAAUAAAGUGUAUUUUUUUUCCCCUGUGA
This is a messenger RNA of Alosa alosa (allis shad), 2943 nucleotides long. RefSeq names its product DEXH (Asp-Glu-X-His) box polypeptide 58 (gene dhx58). Lineage: Eukaryota; Metazoa; Chordata; Actinopteri; Clupeiformes; Clupeidae. Gene Ontology annotation, biological process: positive regulation of interferon-beta production; response to virus; innate immune response. Gene Ontology annotation, cellular component: cytoplasm. The transcript is spliced from 12 exons. Gene Ontology annotation, molecular function: DNA binding; ATP binding; double-stranded RNA binding. Bases 188 to 2281 code for a protein of 697 amino acids. The record is from RefSeq and is a predicted model, not a curated record.